Molecule: messenger RNA, 1050 nt
Organism: Acanthosepion pharaonis
Lineage: Eukaryota; Metazoa; Mollusca; Cephalopoda; Sepiida; Sepiidae
Source: the annotation of a GenBank genome assembly
AUGGAUGGCUCUUCCGGCCUCCCCGCCGCUCAACGAGUCGUGCCUAACUCUUCCGGCCUCCCCGCCGCUCAACGAGUCGUGCCUAACUCUUCCGGCCUCCCCGCCGCUCAACGAGUCGUGCCUAACUCUUCCGGCCUCCCGCCGCUCAACGAGUCGUGCCCUAACUCUUCCGGCCUCCCGCCGCUCAACGAGUCGUGCCUAACUCUUCCGGCCUCCCGCCGCUCAACGAGUCGUGCCCUAACUCUUCCGGCCUCCCCGCCGCUCAACGAGUCGUGCCUAACUCUUCCGGCCUCCCCGCCGCUCAACGAGUCGUGCCUAACUCUUCCGGCCUCCCGCCGCUCAACGAGUCUCGUGCCUAACUCUUCCGGCCUCCCGCCGCUCAACGAGUCGUGCCUAACUCUUCCGGCCUCCCCGCCGCUCAACGAGUCGUGCCUAACUCUUCCGGCCUCCCCGCCGCUCAACGAGUCGUGCCCUAACUCUUCCGGCCUCCCCGCCGCUCAACGAGUCGUGCCUAACUCUUCCGGCCUCCCCGCCGCUCAACGAGUCGUGCCUAACUCUUCCGGCCUCCCCGCCGCUCAACGAGUCGUGCCUAACUCUUCCGGCCUCCCCGCCGCUCAACGAGUCGUGCCUAACUCUUCCGGCCUCCCCGCCGCUCAACGAGUCUCGUGCCUAACUCUUCCGGCCUCCCCGCCGCUCAACGAGUCGUGCCUAACUCUUCCGGCCUCCCCGCCGCUCAACGAGUCGUGCCUAACUCUUCCGGCCUCCCCGCCGCUCAACGAGUCGUGCCCUAACUCUUCCGGCCUCCCCGCCGCUCAACGAGUCGUGCCUAACUCUUCCGGCCUCCCCGCCGCUCAACGAGUCGUGCCUAACUCUUCCGGCCUCCCCGCCGCUCAACGAGUCGUGCCUAACUCUUCCGGCCUCCCGCCGCUCAACGAGUCGUGCCUAACUCUUCCGGCCUCCCCGCCGCUCAACGAGUCGUGCCUAACUCUUCCGGCCUCCCCGCCGCUCAACGAGUCGUGCCUGGCGUUGUUUGUAUUCAUUCGCUCCUGA